GAAAAACUUGAAAUGAUUUUUUGAAAACUGGAACUCUUGUGGAAAAAAAAUUGUGAUUGCAGUGGAGGAUGUCCUGCAAGCAGGAGUGCCUGCUGUUAGAAAAAUGAGCCCUUAUAUCUUCUAGUUCCAAUGCUGAGUCCCUCCCCUGCUGCCAGGUUUACAUUCUUCACGCGCACAUCCCCUGAGUAGUUGACAAAGUCCAUUUCUCUUUGUUUCUCUAAGUAAGCAGAAUCCACAAAACAGUCCCAAGCCUUAAUCUGUCUCCUGCUGCAUGUCUUCCAGAUCUGUUUGUUUCUUCUUAUGCAGUUCUGGAUGCAGAUGUAUGUCUUACAGCCUUUACCUUUGGUAGCCCACCCUUCCCCCAGCUACCAAGGGAGGAGAGUACACAAAUUAACACGCCAGCUGGUCUCCUCUUAUCUGUCAAGAAUGCGCAUACUGCAUCCUUUAACCACAGACAGGAACUUAUAUCGUAUCAAGCCCGAGGUGCAUCCCUUUGGUACAGCAUUCUGAUGCAAAAACAGCUCAUCUCGCACACAGUUCUGAGACGCCAACUUGAAUGUAAUCUGGAACCAAACUAGAAUACUGCAGAGGUGCAGGAAGAUGGUGCCUCUCUUGGGUUCGAAUGGACACGGAAAUGGCCGACUUACUGGUUCCCUCACUUGAGUGUAUGAGUUAAGAAAAUGGUGAUGCAGCUGAUUGCCAUCGCAUCAGCCUUUGUACACACGUGGUUUUCUUUCGAUUUUCCAGUGUACUUAUAAGCUCCUAGGAACUUUCAAAAUUAGAAGGAGGAAUCAGGGACGAUUAAAAACUUAGCUAAUGCUGUAUUAGGGAAUUCUUAACCUACCCGAACUCCCACGCACUUCACUUAGAGAAAAUACUCUACUCUAAAUGUUAAAUGCAGGGAGAAAGGGAAGGCAGUCACUCUGUGUGCGAGAUGGGGGCUUUCACGCUCUUUCAGGCACGGCCGCGGCCGUGUGAGGCGGAGCAGCCCGCGGCGGGACUACAGCUCCCAUCGUGCCCGGCCGCAGGGAGCCGCCGCCAUUUCGCCGUUCCCCCUUAACCGUUGAGCUCGGUCGGCUCCCUGUGCCCCGCCGUCGCUAUGAGCCGCCUCAGCGGCGGUUGGGAUGGCGCCAGCGGGGAAGCUCGGCUCCUCCUGGACCUGUGCGUUCAGUAUUUGACAAAGAACCUUUCCAGAUACACUGCAGAUAUCAAGACGUUGCCACCUAACAUUAAGGAUAAACUAAUUAAAUUAAUGAGUAGACAAGGGCAAAUAACAGAUUCAAACAUCAGUGAGGUAUUGCAUCCUGCUGUAGAGUCUUUAGACCUCCGAGAAUGUGAUAUUUCAGAUAAUGCAUUAUUGCAGCUUUAUAACUGCAAGCAAUUGAAAAAAAUCAACUUAAACUCCUGCAAAGAAAACAGAUUGGGAAUCACUUCAGAAGGUGUCAUAGCCUUGGCUUUAUCCUGCCCUUAUUUGCGUGAAGCAUCUUUUAAAAGGUGCUGCAAUAUAAGUGACAGUGGAGUUCUUGCUCUUGCGCUCAAUUGCCAGUUCUUACAAAUACUGAACUUGGGCAGCUGCUCAGGCAUCAUGGAUGCAUCUCUGCAGGCGCUAGGAGAAAACUGUAAAUUUCUUCACAGUGUGGAUUUUUCAUCUACUCAGGUAACAGAUGAUGGUGUUAUAGCACUAGUGAAUGGAAUGUGUUCAAAGAAUUUAAAGGAGAUCCAUAUGGAACGCUGUGUUAAUCUGACUGAUGUUGCUGUGGAAGCAGUCCUCACCUGUUGUCCAAAGAUACACAUUGUUCUGUUCCAUGGAUGCCCAUUGAUAACAGACCGUUCACGAGAUGUUUUAGAGCAGCUCAUCAUCUCAAACAAAAUCAAGCAAGUGACAUGGACCGUUUACUGACUAUUUUUUGUCUGCUUAUGUAUGAGUGUAAAGUUUACAGUUAGGAGAGCUGUUUCAGGAAACAAGCACCUCUAAUAAACAGCUGGUGACUUCUGUACCUGCAGAUUGCUUCUCUGCUUCUUCCCACCAGAGGUCCCCAUUGCCAUUCCAGUCUUUGAGUGUGAGUCCGAGUUUCCCUAGCAUCUCUGCUUAGAGCCCUGUCUGUCUUUGCAGCUCUGAUCAUGAUUCGUUAAAAGGAAAGUUAAAUUACAGUCAGCAUUACACUAUCAUCUCUCAGCCUCCUUGAACAAUCAGAUGUAGCCGUUAUUAAGCAUGUUUUAGCAUCUUAGCUACCUACACAGACCUGGUCUUACUAAGUCCCUGCUCUGAGUUUUUAAUCUGAGAGGAUAAUUGUAGCUAGUUUGUCUGGAGGAAAAACUGUACGUACCUUUCUUUUGAUGUUAUUGAUGUUACAGGUUUCUGUCUUUAUUUACCAUCAGUAUUUACAGGAGUCUUACGCAUCCAAAAGUACAGUCUGAACAUGUAAAGGCAGAAGAUCUUUGGAAUUAUUGUAGUAUUCAACAAAUCUCAGAAUAGUGCUGAUGACUGAUGAAAUAAUCUUACACGAUACUCAUUUGCUCUGGCUUUUUCCUAUUGCAAAAUCAUUGGAGAGAACAAAGCAUUGGUCUCUAUAAGCAUAGCUGAGAGUGAAGUAAGACCACAUUUAGCAUUGGAGUACAUGAAUCUCAAGACAGUAUAGUUCAACAGAGUUUGUAUUCUGGUUUAUACGGUUUAUUAUAUCUCCAGUGGCCUCUAGAAGAUGAAAAUGUCUGUUUAUGUAUAGUUUGACUGUAGUCAUUUUAAAAAAUUGCAAGUGUAGAACUGAUUAUGUGACAGAGCUGUGGUUUCAUCAUAAUUACAAAUCAUGUUCACUGGCUUUGUUGAAGUAGUAGACCUUACAGUGAGACCUGUAUGAUUUCUGCAUUACACUUCUAAAAAUGCUAGUAACUUCAGCAGUGCAGAGAGCAGACAGCACACUGUGUUGGUACUCCACGUUUGGAAGUAGCAGGAUUUAGCUGGGCAGAUCUUACAUGGAUCUGAUAACUUUAAAAAAUAACUGAGUUUAGACAAUAGAAAGGAGUGUUUAUUUUAUAAUUUAAUGCUUGUUAUAGCUCAUGCUAAUUUUAAAUGUUGUAGAAAGAGAAGAGUCUUCUACUAACCUAUUUAAAGUACAGAUCAAAUGGCAUGGAAGAUAAUAUCCUUUAACAAUACUGGAUGCAUUACAAUAUCUGACAACGAUCUCUGCUCCUCUCUUGAUUAUAUGGCUUAUGGAAGAGCAAGUUCCAUUUAGAAAACUUGUUCAUGUGUAAGUGAAAACAUAAUUUUAAAACUCGGGAUCAUAAAUCUCUAAUUCUUUUUGCAUGAAGUAAUUGAUCUGUUGUGUCUGAUUUCAGGAAAGGUGCCACAAAAAGAGGUGGCACUGUUAGCUACCAGAAGUGGGAAGAGGCUCCAGGAGCCUCCUGCCCAAAUCAAGGCCAGCUCUGAGCUCAGCCAGUUUACUCAGGGCUUUCUCUGACCAAAUCUUUCAAGUGCUAUAUUCAAAAAGAAAAUUAUAAAUGGAAAUACAUAAAGCAGCCUAAGAUGGAAGACCACUGAGGCCUGUAACAGCAAAGGACACUUAUAGUGCUAGCCCUUUGCUAAUGUAACUCUGGAUUUGUCACAUUAAAGGCAAAUGCAGCUUACCACUGUCCUUAAAUGUGCAUGCAGAUUUAAUGUUCUUCUGCAGUCUCUUCUAAAUGUGUAACUUAGUGCUGUACCUCACUUUGUGCUUUAAAAAAAAACAAAAAAAACAGUACAUCAGUGUGAUGAGUAAUACUGCAUUCUUAGGCUUAAAAUUUUGAGUCUCAAUAAAUCCUUCACUUCCAGAGCUUAAGACUGCUCUUUGAUAGGUUUGUUACUAGCAUCCUUCUACUGGAAUCGUUUUUGAUUCAGGUUGAGUCACAGUCAUUUUAAUAAAUGCUUAAGAGUGCAAGAGUGAAGCUGGAGAUGAACAUUGUGUAUGUGUUUACCAGUUCAUAUUUUAUAUUGUACCUGUCUGUUACAGUUGUAUAUUCUUGGGUGAGCACUGCUGAAUAUUUGUAUAUUGCUUUGAAUAUUAAAGCCAGUAAGUCUUCUGUUUGAAUGUUUCUGAAAAUGUGUUAAGAUACAUUUUUAUGACAUAUGAAUGUCAUAUUUGUAUGAGUGUUCACUUCCUACUUUGUAAGCAUCUCUCUUUCUGAGUGCCACACACUUUUUCAUAGUUAUAAGCAUCUACCACAUCAUGUAGGGUUUGGAUAGUUGUGGGUGCAUCGUGUUCCCUUCUUUGGUGUUUAGCUCCCUACCGCUGCUUAUGUUGUAGUUAACUGCAAAACACGAUCGUUAUUUGCUUUGAAGUUACAUCUGAACAUCAGGAAACACUCCUUUACUGUACAGGUAACAGAGUGCUGGCACAUGGUUGCCAGAGAGGUUGUGGAAUCUCCUCCCUGGAGAUCUUUAGAAGCUGCCUGGAGAAUCCUCUGAGCAUACUGCUUUGGGUGUCCCUACUGAACAGGAGGUUUGACCUGAUGACCUCCAGAGGCCCCUUCCAGCCUCAGCCUGUCUGUGAUUCUGUUUCCCAUCACAAUCAACUAUCUUUUUUUAUGCUUGCAGUGUUAGAGAACAUAGACGUGCUUAAAUGUUCUCUUUGAAGGAUUGUUACUCUGUGGCUGUUUAGUCAUUAAACACUUCAGCUACAGCACAAGCUGCAUGUUUUAGAUUCAAUUGCAACUCCCUAAAUAAUCAUUCUUGACAGCUUCAAGGUAGAGCAGCAUUUAUUUUUUUUAUUUUAGAGGGAAGGGGGAGCCUCAAAUUACUUACUUGGACAUUUAGAAGAGAUUAGCAAAAAAAAAAAAAAA
Molecule: messenger RNA, 4812 nt
Organism: Phasianus colchicus (ring-necked pheasant)
Lineage: Eukaryota; Metazoa; Chordata; Aves; Galliformes; Phasianidae
Gene: AMN1
Product: antagonist of mitotic exit network 1 homolog
Biological process (GO): SCF-dependent proteasomal ubiquitin-dependent protein catabolic process
Cellular component (GO): SCF ubiquitin ligase complex
Molecular function (GO): protein binding
Source: RefSeq, a predicted model, not a curated record